Acanthopagrus latus (yellowfin seabream) is the source of this 834-nucleotide messenger RNA. RefSeq names its product cytochrome b5 domain-containing protein 1. The transcript is spliced from 4 exons. The record is from RefSeq and is a predicted model, not a curated record. NCBI's taxonomy places the organism in Eukaryota, Metazoa, Chordata, Actinopteri, Spariformes, Sparidae. Bases 54 to 704 code for a protein of 216 amino acids.
UGUUGCCAUGGUGAUUGUAAACAGAGCACGGAGGAGGUCUUGUUUGUUUCAAGAUGGCGGACAGACCCAAGAUCUUCACUCCUGCCGAGGUGGCUGCUCACAACACUGCUGAGGACCUGUGGGUGUCGUUCCUGGGCAAAGUGUGCGACCUGACCCCACUGAUGAACCAGUACCAAGGUGACGCCCUGCUGUUACCCAUCAUGGAGUGUGCGGGGCGGGACAUCAGCACCUGGUUCGACCCGGAAACCAAAGACGUGCUGAAGUAUGUGGAUCCACUGACCAACUGUGUGAGGUACUACACCCCCAGGGGGCGCUUCGUGCACGUCCCGCCCGCCGGCCCUCGCUCCGACUGGGUCAGCGACAUCGGCCAGCCCUGGUGGAGGGACAAACGCUAUGAGGUGGGGCUGCUGACUUCCAAAACCAGGUGGAUACGAGUCAUCAACACGCUGACGUCACAGGAGCAGCGACUGCAGGUGUGCUCUGAGGAGACUCUGGCUGAGAUCCUCCAGCGUUACCUGCGCUACAACUCUCACGCCUGCAGCUACACCUGGAAACACAGCGGGGUGAGUCUGGAUAUGAGCAGGACGCUCUGCGAGAACAACGUCCUCGACGACGACCACGAGCUCCAACGGCUACGACUGGAUCAGAACCUGUUUUGCCCCGCCCUCCUCCUGCACUUCAACGACGACCUCACCGAGGGCUGACCUCUGACCUCUGAUCUCAUCAACACCUGAACAGACUCACAGCAGCAUUACACCCACUGCAGUUAAUGUUAAUAGAGGUGCACAUGUUUUCACUGCUGAUCAUUCUAAUAAAAAAUCUUCUCCUCCAGCA